This is a messenger RNA of Parnassius apollo (apollo), 708 nucleotides long. Lineage: Eukaryota; Metazoa; Arthropoda; Insecta; Lepidoptera; Papilionidae. The record is from the annotation of a GenBank genome assembly.
AUGACUAAUAAAACAAUCAGUGAAUUGGUUGCUCUUGACCCCGUAUCUACCUCACGUUUUAUAGAUAACAAGUUUCAUGCAAUGUUAGACUUAAUAACUAGUUCAGAUGAGCCUUUAGGUAAGAUUAUUCAUUACUUUUGGCGUCGAGAGCACCAAUCUAGGGGUGCUCAGCACUUCCAUUUAAUGUUAUGGGUUAAGGAUGCACCUAUUUUGCAUAAGUCAUCUAUAGACGAGGUAGCGUCAUUUAUUUCUAAAUACGUGACAUGUGCCAUUCCAAAAAAAGAUAUUUCUCCUACUUUACAUCAACGGGUCACUUCGUAUCAAAUGCAUAAACAUAACAGUUAUUGCAUGAGGAGAAAGAAAACGAAAAAAGGAUUCGUUUCAGUUUGCCGUUUUGGAUUUCCUCGAACUGUGACGGAUUCUCUUAUCAUAAGAGACAUUUUUCAAACUAUAGCGGCAAGAAAAACUCUCAGCUCUAAUAAUCGUCUCUACAAUAUUGUCCGCUCAAAAGAGUCAGAUAUGAUUAAUGACUACAAUCCCGCUUUGUUGUUGGCGUGGAAUGGAAAUAUUGACAUUCAAUAUGUUGGAGAGAAAACAGGCAUUUUGAACUAUUAUGUGACCAAGUAUACUACUAAAAGUGAAAAGACCCAUAUAACGCACAUGUUUAACGAUAUUAACUCUACAAAAAGUCUUAAAAGGGAGCUUUAG